AAGAUUAAAAAUGUUGUAGGUUGGAAAUAUGGCCAGGAUAUGUGACUGCAGUCAAUUAUCAAGAAGGAGGAAUUAUGCUGUGUGUGAUGUGUCUCAUAGAAUUCUUCGCACUGAAACCUGUUAUGAUAUACUGGCUGACUUGCACCAGAUGCACAGGUCUAACUUCAAGAAUAUGGCUGUACGGGCAUUGGUCGGCUGUAUCGUUCUCACUAGGUACAAUAAUAAAUCUUAUCGCAUAGAUGACAUUAUCUUCAAUCAAAACCCCAGAUCCACCUUUACUAACUACAAAGGAGAGGAGAUUAGUUAUAUGGAUUAUUAUUUCAACACUUAUGGUAUCAAGAUCAAGGACCUGCAUCAACCACUUCUUCUUCACCCAGGAAGAAAAAAGGAUGUUGCGAGAAAAAAGAACUAUAGCCACAGGUCCACAGAGACCUACACAGCAGGUGUACUGCUCCAAGCCCAGUACUUCUGUCCCACAUGUCUCAACAGUCGUCACUCCCGUGACUCUCCAGCUCAGCUUUGCUCCCAGGACAAGAGCUCUGCCCGAAUCUCCUCGUGUCAGCUGUUCCUUGGGUUUAUAUGGUGGUCAAGCCAGCACCCCAACAAACCACGUGUACGACCUGUUCUGAUGCCUGGUUCUGAUGCCGUCUCAAGACAAAAGACUCAGACGUGGGCGUGGUGA
Molecule: messenger RNA, 682 nt
Organism: Cherax quadricarinatus
Lineage: Eukaryota; Metazoa; Arthropoda; Malacostraca; Decapoda; Parastacidae
Source: RefSeq, a predicted model, not a curated record